UUUUAUGACGUCAUAAAGCAUGUAGUGAAGUAAACAUGGCGCCAUGAUAGGAAAAAAAAGUUUCAGAAUUUAGAAAUGUAAUACCAUGACAAGUUUUCGAGCAACACCCAUCAGCAAUGAUAUCACCAAAAUUGUAAGGAACCACUAUAACCCAAAGCCAGACAAGCCGUACAAAUUCAAAAAAGUAUGGAACAGAACCAAUACAAAUCUACUGGAGGAGCGGCCGAAGAUGUUAUGGAAACGCCAUUACUUACGUCGCCUAAGCAACCUGGAAAAGGGCUUUCACACCACCCCCUGUGAGCCAUAUCGUGAACUUGGAGGGGAAGUUGUCCUUGACCCUUAUGACCUUGUACUGAAAACCCUUCAAAACACCCUUGAUGACCAGGUUUGGUCUGCACCUCACAAGCAGUUUUAUGAUGCCAAACCAGACCGAAAGAAGAAAAAAGUGUUACCAGUCAUCAAAAUUGAAGGAGAAAUCCAAAGUCCGGACAGAGCAGAGGGACCUGCAAAGUCAGAAGAGUUGGUGUCGAUUCCACAAUUAAACGGUUAUCGCAAGGUCAGAGAGAAACUAGCAGAGGAUGCCAAGGUCAUACGCUAUGUACGAGGUGGUCAGUCUUAUGAGGAAUAUGUCCGACAGCAACAGGAGUUACAAAAGAAGGGUGAAGAUGAGGGCAGUUCGGACAAUGAUAUGGUUCUCAUGUCGAUAAAAGAUCUACAAUUGGGACUGGUUCACAUGGCCGAUUCCGACUCGGAAGAAGAUGACAAUGACAGUGAGAAUGACGACACCAUGUCAUUAUUGGAACAGGAGCAGAUGGAGUCUAAUGUUUUGCGCAGGAUGACAAGGAUACGAAAGUCCUUGGCGUUGCCCUCUAACAUGGAUUUUGAAAGUUUUCCCAGAGUCUUGAUGGAUCCCAUUGAAGAAGGCGACUCCAUGGAAGACCUAGAGGAAAGUUUUAGUCCACUGAUGAAAAUCGCUAGUGGUAUUACGGAAAAGAAGGAAAGAAUUCGCCGGGACCAUCUGCAAUACCUGGAGUGCUUGUACACUGUGAUUGUGUCUAUCCAUAAUAUGAAAGGUCGUGACCUAAAAUCCAAGACUCCUCUGUCUCUAGGCGCAGUGAAGGCACUGGAAAAGUACUAUAACCCCAGCCAUCUCGCACCCGUUCAUACUGGGGAUAGGGAAAGUAAACUGAACUACCUUGCAAUUAGCCGAUUUCAUUCCAAGCUGCAUAAGGUUUCCACUACGACAGUGGACUCUGGUACAGAUGGAGGUAACAACCACGUUAAAUUGCCCGAUCUCAGCAUCCCCCCGGCUGGUCGCAAAGUAGUGGUACAGGAACUGCCAUCAUCUACCAUCUCCAACACUUUUUCUUCACCAAAGGCACCACUUAGUUUUGGAAGGAGGAAGUCUAUGCGUGUUCCGAUGGAGGCUGUUCUGAAUUUAAUACAAAAGAAGAAACAGAUCAUCAUUGAAACCUGGGAGGAAUUGGUGAACUUACAAAUUGGCCGGAAGGCUCCAUCAGCAGGGAUGGGAAUGCAUGCCAACCUCAUCCUUAAGGCCAUGCAGUGGAAGAGAAUUGGCAAUCAGAAUUCUACUUCACCUGGUGGUGGUUCCGCAGCGUCAUCAAGUUCUCCUGGACCGAGUCAAACACCACACGUAGAGGAACCUACCUCUUCAUUUGGCACAGAAAAAAAAGAAAUGCCUCCCUCCAAGAAAUUGCCGAUCUGGCAGCAAGUGGCCAGUGAGAAAUAUCCCAAAUCAUCACCGACCAAAAAAAAAAAAUGUACCAAUACAAAAGACGUAGGCAACUUAGCAUAUAAUAACAGGAAAAAACUUCACAAAAUCCGAUCCACAGUUCAACAGGAACUGGAGGCCUCGCUACAGAAAAUGGAAAGGGAACAGGUGGUGUCCUUCAAGAUGAAAUACCAGGUGUUUGACAAUUUGAGUCCACUCUUUGAGGAGCAUGUCAUCAACAUGCGGAGGGGCAAAACCAAUAUGGCACGCAAUGUCGAUGUUCACCAUGUACCACCUUCUAAGUGGUAUGAUGAGCUGAGAGAGAGAACCUACUCUAUCACUGGACAAUGUGACCCAGAAAUCAACACCAUGCUCAACAAACUCGGCCAAUUCUCUACCAUGCAUACCAAAACCCUUCUACACUCUAAGGCGAAGCUGUGUCUGUUGGUGAUGUCCCUGCCAGCCUACUCCAUCCUCACUAUCUGUAUGCAGAAGGCCAUCAAGUACGUGUUGGAGACCAUCCUGCUGGGAGACCUGGGCAUGUUCAUUGAAUGGCUGAGCCACAGAAAGAUGCCGCUGGUACUGAACCUUGACUCUGAUUUAGAGCAAGAAAGAGUCGAGAAAAAUGAGGAAAACACGGAAACCGAGAAAGAUGUACAAUAACAUUGUUUAAUACUGAUGCAGUUUUGGUUUAGAUUAACAUUGUAUAAUACUGAUGCAGUAUUGGUUUGGAUAAUGUAAAUGGUGAAUUCUUUAAACAUUAUCACACAUAUGUUAAUUGACAAUUGGAGAUUUUUAAGAAUGAAAUCUGUGAUUUGGAACGUCACAGAUAAAUGAUAUAGGAUCAAAAAAAUUCAACCCCUUUAAUAAACGUAAGUGACAGUUUCCAAUUUUGUUUUUUUAGCAAUCUAUUUCUCACAUAAUUGCCUAGUAUUUGUUUAUUUCAAUGGUUUGACUUAUACAUGCUGUUUUAAUAGCUGUGUAGAAAUGACACAAAGUAUCAUUAUUGUACAUUUUUACUAACAAUUUUAAUUUAUUAAAAUACUUAAGAAUUAUUUUUUAAUAUUUGUUCUGUGGUUGGAGUAUGACAAAAUAUUUUACAGUCAGUGCAAUUUCCUUGUAUUUGUUAAUAAGCUAUGAGGUACAACGUAAUGUAUCCAUUGUACUUUUGCUGUGUACUAUAAAUGAGACAAUCUUUAAUGUCACCAGUUACGUGCCAACUUUCAAAACUGUUUUUUAACUUAUACAUAAAUCGGUGCUAUAAUUUCAUUUAAUUGUGCAAUUUUAUAGGUCUGAAUUAUCUUUAUAAC
Mizuhopecten yessoensis (Yesso scallop) is the source of this 3042-nucleotide messenger RNA. RefSeq lists its product as uncharacterized. The transcript has 16 exons. The record is from RefSeq and is a predicted model, not a curated record. Lineage: Eukaryota; Metazoa; Mollusca; Bivalvia; Pectinida; Pectinidae. The coding region runs from base 86 to 2395 and encodes 769 amino acids.